Molecule: messenger RNA, 366 nt
Organism: Bursaphelenchus okinawaensis
Lineage: Eukaryota; Metazoa; Nematoda; Chromadorea; Rhabditida; Aphelenchoididae
Source: the annotation of a GenBank genome assembly
AUGGCAAAACUCUUGUCAAUAUUCGCAUUUGUGAUCAUAAUGGUACCAGUUCUGUCAGUACUACCGGAUUGUGGUCGAAUUCCGCCUUCAUUUUGGUGUAAGAAUAUGCAAAUUGCUCAGCACUGUGGAGUGACAGCCGCCUGUCAGCGAUAUAAUCAGAUGAGUGCUAAUAGAAAGGUGCAUAUUCAGAUCAUUAUGGAGUCGUUGUGUCCGUUCUGUCAACGAUUCAUUGUUGACAAGUUCUACCACGAUGUGUAUCUGAAGUUCAGAGGCUAUGUUGAUGUUGAGUUGGUUCCUUAUGGUAAUGCUGAUAGAAGGGUAAGUAACAGAUUAAUUACUUGCUUCUUAGGCUUACCAUUAGGUUAG